AAGCACCCGCCAGUGCGCGGAGAGCGGCGGCCGUCCCCUCCCGGCAUCGCCUCUGGUCCUCAGCCGCCUCGCACAGAACCCCGAGGGCCCGCUCCUGCGUGAGAGCCCCACGCAACACGACAGCCGCCAUGAGAGCCGCCGGACGGCUGUCACAGCCAGCGGAGCCGCCGGCCCCAGCGCCCCAGCUCCCUCCCGCCGCUCGCCGAGGUUCCAGUCCCCUCCGGCCGAGCAGCUCCGAGCCACACCGGGCGCAGCGAGCGCUUACGCCUCGCGAAGGUGAGGCUUCCCCAGCGCCGCAGCUCCCCCUGGGCAGCGGCUUCCCUCCCCGGCACGCCUGGGCGCUCCCCGAGCUUCCCCCACCUCAGCCCCCCGGCUCUGACGGGCGCCGAGAUGACGGCUGCCCCUCUCACACGGCCGCGGCACCCCACAGCCCGCUCCCCGCCUCUGCCCACCCGCACCGCCGCCUCGGGGCCGGGAGCGGGGCAGGCAGCGCCCAGCAUCCCGGCCCACGGCCCCGCAGCCUCACCAGGGGAAGGCCGCCAUCUUGGCGCCCCGUCACAUGAUGCAGGGGCCGGGCAGCGCCUUCCGCCGCCAUUUCCCGCCCCGCCCCGCCGGCCCCGGGCUCCCGCUGCGGACCGGGGCCGGGUCGGAG
This is a messenger RNA of Colius striatus (speckled mousebird), 652 nucleotides long. RefSeq lists its product as uncharacterized. Bases 129 to 563 code for a protein of 144 amino acids. NCBI's taxonomy places the organism in Eukaryota, Metazoa, Chordata, Aves, Coliiformes, Coliidae. The transcript is spliced from 2 exons. The record is from RefSeq and is a predicted model, not a curated record.